This is a messenger RNA of Anneissia japonica, 459 nucleotides long. RefSeq names its product tubulin beta chain. The record is from RefSeq and is a predicted model, not a curated record. Gene Ontology annotation, molecular function: structural constituent of cytoskeleton; GTPase activity; GTP binding. The annotation marks the transcript as partial. Gene Ontology annotation, cellular component: microtubule; cytoplasm. Gene Ontology annotation, biological process: mitotic cell cycle; microtubule cytoskeleton organization. The transcript has a single exon. NCBI's taxonomy places the organism in Eukaryota, Metazoa, Echinodermata, Crinoidea, Comatulida, Comatulidae.
ACUUUUAUCGGUAACAGCACUGCCAUCCAAGAGUUGUUCAAGAGAAUCUCUGAGCAGUUCAGCGCUAUGUUCCGUCGCAAGGCUUUCUUGCAUUGGUAUACUGGUGAAGGCAUGGACGAGAUGGAAUUCUCAGAAGCUGAAAGCAACAUGAAUGAUCUUGUGUCCGAAUACCAACAAUAUCAAGACGCUACUGUUGAAGAGGAAGGUGAAUUUGAGGAAGAGGAAGAAGAGGAGGAAGCUGCCUAAAUUUCGCAUUUUCCUUAAAAAUUGCAACCUCAACUUUUCUUUUAUGUUUAUUUAAAUUAUUUAUAUGAAGUCAUUAAAUGCAGAUGUCAAAGAAUUUCUUGCUAAAUAGGCAUUCUGCAGAUAAUCCUAAAUAAUGUUACAGUACUUCCUCUAUAAGUCUAAAUGCAAUUAUUCAUAAAUCUUGUAAACAGGGUGGCAUGUAACCAUAUUUGA